This is a messenger RNA of Mesitornis unicolor (brown roatelo), 4376 nucleotides long. RefSeq names its product CUB and sushi domain-containing protein 2-like. Lineage: Eukaryota; Metazoa; Chordata; Aves; Mesitornithiformes; Mesitornithidae. The transcript is spliced from 28 exons. The annotation marks the transcript as partial. The record is from RefSeq and is a predicted model, not a curated record.
GUUCACUGGAAUGAAUUUGCCCGCCCCGGUUAUCAGCAGUAAAAAUUGGCUGCGGCUUCACUUCACGUCGGACGGCAACCACAGGCAGAAGGGAUUCAGUGCUCAGUAUCAAGUCAAGAAGCAAAUGGAGCUGAAAUCCAGAGGGGUGAAGCUGAUGCCCAGCAAGGACAACAACCAGAAGACUUCAGUGUUAACUCAGGUUGGUGUGUCCCAGGGACAUAAUAUGUGUCCAGACCCUGGGAUUCCAGAGAGGGGCAAAAGGAUAGGCAACGAUUUUCGGUUAGGCUCCAGCAUCCAGUUCACCUGCAACGAGGGCUACGAUUUGCAGGGCUCCAAAAGCAUCACCUGCAAGAGAGUGAGCGACAUCAUCGUGGCGUGGAGCGACCACCGGCCGGUGUGCAGAGCUCGGAUGUGUGACAUGUACCUCCGUGGGCCCAGCGGGGUGAUAACGUCUCCCAACUACCCCGUGCAGUACGACAACAACGCCUACUGCGUGUGGGUCAUCACCGCGCUCAACCCAGCCAAGGUUAUCAAACUCACCUUUGAAGAAUUUGAACUAGAGAGAGGAUAUGACACUCUGACAGUGGGCGACGGAGGACAAGUCGGAGACCAGAAAACUGUGCUUUACGUCUUGACGGGCACCACGGUCCCGGAUCUGAUCGUCAGCACCCAGCACCAGAUGUGGCUCCUCUUCCAGACAGACAGCGUCAGCAACUUGCUGGGAUUCAAAGCGACGUACGAAGAGAUUGACCAGGGGAGCUGCGGCGAUCCCGGGAUCCCGGCCUACGGCAGGAGGGAAGGAUCCACGUUUCGGCACGGGGACAGUCUGAAGUUCGAGUGCCAGCCUGCCUUUGAGCUGAAGGGACAGAAAACCAUUACCUGCCAAAAGAGCAGCCAGUGGUCUGCUCAGAAACCAGUGUGUGUGUUUUCCUGCUUUUUCAACUUCACCACCCCGUCUGGGAUCGUGCUGUCGCCAAAUUACCCUGAGGAAUACGGGAGCAGCUUGCACUGCGUUUGGUUGAUCAUAGCGAAGCCCGAGAGCCGGAUUCACUUGGCUUUCAAUGAUUUCGACGUGGAGCCCCAGUUUGAUUUCCUGGCCGUGAAGGAUGGGGGCACUGCCGAGUCCCCGGUGCUGGGGACCUUCUCAGGAAACCAGAUCCCCUCCUCGCUGACCAGCAGCGGCCACGUAGCCAGGCUGGAGUUCCAGACCGACCACUCCAUGGAGAAGAGAGGCUUCAACAUCACCUUCACCACGUUCAGGCACAACGAAUGCCCCGACCCUGGCGUGCCCGUCAACGGGAAGCGAUUCGGUGACAGCCUCCAGCUCGGCAGCUCCGUGUCCUUCCUCUGCGACGAGGGCUUCAUUAGGACCCACGGCUCGGAAACCAUCACCUGCAUCUUGAAGGAGGGAAACGUGGUCUGGAACAACGCUGUGCUCAGAUGUGAAGCGCCCUGCGGGGGCCACCUGACGUCUCCCAGCGGAACCAUCCUGUCCCCGGGCUGGCCCGGCUUCUACAAGGACUCACUGAGCUGCGCCUGGGUGAUCGAGGCCCAGCCCGGGUACCCCAUCAAGAUCACCUUCGACAGGUUCAAGACAGAGGUGAAUUACGACACCCUGGAAGUGCGCGACGGCCGCUCCUAUUCGUCCCCGUUGAUAGGUGUCUAUGAUGGGACUCAGGUGCCCCAGUUCCUCAUCAGCACCAGCAACUACCUCUACCUCCUCUUCACCACUGACAAAAGCCACUCCGACGUAGGCUUUCAGAUCCGAUACGAAACUGUGAAGCUCCAGUCCGACCACUGCUUGGAUCCGGGGAUCCCGGUGAAUGGCCAGCGCCACGGGAACGAUUUCUACGUGGGGGCACUGGUGACGUUCAGCUGCGACUCUGGCUACACCCUGAGCGACAGCGAAGCCCUGGAGUGCGAGCCCAACUUCCAGUGGAGCCGGCCGCUGCCCAGCUGCGAGGCUCUAUGUGGAGGUUACAUUCGUGGUUCCAGUGGCACCAUCUUAUCCCCAGGCUUCCCUGAUUUUUAUCCCAAUAACUUGAACUGCACGUGGACGAUAGAAACGUCACAUGGAAAAGGCGUCUUCUUCACCUUCCACACCUUUCACUUGGAGAACGGCCACGACUACCUCCUCAUCACCGAGAACACCAGCUUUGCCCAGCCGCUGAAGCAGCUGACGGGCUCCCGGCUCCCUGCCCCGCUCAGCGCCGGCCUCUUCGGGAACUUCUCUGCUCAGAUCCGCUUCAUCUCUGACUUCUCCAUGUCCUAUGAGGGUUUCAACAUCACCUUCUCAGAGUACGAUUUGGAGCCCUGUGACGAGCCGGAGGUGCCAGCCUACAGCAUCCGCAAGGGGCUGCAGUUCGGCGUGGGGGACGUCCUCACCUUCUCCUGCUUCCCCGGGUACCGGCUGGAGGGCGCAUCCCGCAUCACCUGCCUGGGGGGGAGACGGCGUGUGUGGAGUUCGCCUCUGCCAAGGUGUGUUGCUGAAUGUGGCUCGUCUGUGACGGGAACCCAAGGUGUCCUGCUGUCCCCCAACUACCCGUUAAACUACAACAACAACCACGAGUGCAUCUACUCCAUCCAGACCCAGCCGGGAAAGGGGAUCCAGCUGAAAGCCAGGACUUUUGAACUGGAGGCAGGAGAUGUCCUCAAGGUCUAUGAUGGCACCAACAGCUCUGCUCGACUGCUGGGCUCCUUCAGCCGCUCCGAGAUGCUCGGCACCAGCAUCAACAGCACUUCCAGCAGCAUGUGGCUGGAGUUCAUCACCAACAGCGACAACACCAGCAAAGGCUUCGAGCUGCAGUUUUCCAGUUUUGAACUCAUCAAGUGCGAGGACCCUGGCAUCCCACAGUUCGGUUACAAGGUCCACGACGAGGGACACUUUGCUGGCAGCUCCGUGUCCUUCAGCUGCGACCCUGGCUACACCCUGAGAGGCAGCAGGGUCCUGGUCUGCCUGACCGGGGAGCGCAGAGCCUGGGACCAGCCCCUGCCGACCUGUGUAGCUGAGUGUGGGGGUACCAUCAAAGGGGAGUCCUCAGGACGGAUACUGUCUCCUGGCUACCCAACGCCCUACGACCAUAAUCUGAAUUGUAUUUGGACCAUCGAGGCAGAGGCUGGUUGCACGAUAGGGCUCCACUUCAUGGUUUUCCACACCGAGGAGUUCCACGACGUUCUGCGGAUCUGGGACGGGCCGGUGGAGAACGGCAUCCUCCUGAAGGAGAUGAGCGGCUCCGUCGUACCCGGCGACGUGCACAGCACCUUCAACUCCGUCAUCCUCCAGUUCAACACCGACUUCUUCACAAGCAAGCAGGGCUUUGCCGUUCAGUUUUCAGUGUCCACUGCCACUUCCUGCAACGACCCAGGAAUUCCCCAGAACGGGAGCCGCAGCGGUGACAGCAAAGAAGCGGGCGACUCCAUCGUCUUCCAGUGCAACCCAGGGUACACGCUGCAAGGGGAGGCCAAAAUCACUUGUGUGCAGAUUGAGAACAGAUUCUUCUGGCAGCCAGACCCUCCCUCCUGCACAGCUCCCUGUGGAGGAAUCCUGACGGGCCCAGCAGGAGUGAUCCUGUCCCCGCAGUACCCGGAGCCGUACCCGCCGGGGAAGGAGUGCGACUGGAAGCUGACCGUCUCUCCUGACUAUGUCAUUGCCCUGGUGUUCAACAUCUUCAGCCUGGAGCCCGGCUAUGAUUUCCUUCACAUCUACGAUGGACCCGACUCGCUCAGCCCCCUCAUCGGGAGCUUUUACGGCUCCCAGCUACCCGAGAGGAUAGAGAGCAGCAGCAACAACCUCUUCCUGGCUUUCCGAAGCGACGCAUCCGUCAGCAACACCGGGUUUGUCAUCGACUACACAGAAAAUCCGCGGGAGUCGUGCUUCGACCCGGGAUCCAUCAAGAACGGCACGCGAGUGGGCACGGACCUGAAGCUGGGCUCUACCAUCACCUACUACUGCGACGGGGGGUACGACAUCGAAGGGGUCUCCACGCUGACGUGCGUGAUGGGAGGGGAUGGAAAACCCACCUGGAACAAACCGCGACCGACCUGCACAGCGCCCUGCGGUGGUCAGUACACGGGCUCGGACGGCGUCGUCCUCUCCCCAAAUUACCCCCAGAACUACACCAGCGGCCAGGUCUGCCUGUACUUCAUCGUCGUGCCGAAGGACUAUGUGGUUUUUGGGCAGUUCGCCUUCUUCCAGACCGCGCUCAACGACAUCAUUGAAGUCCACGAUGGCCCCAACGAGCACUCCCGGCUCCUCAGCUCCCUCUCGGGCUCGCACACAGGUGAAUCGUUACCUUUAGCCACCACCAACCAGAUUCUCAUCAAAUUCAGUUCCAAGGGUCAAUCUACAGCCAAAGGUUUUCAUUUUGUCUACCAAG